This is a messenger RNA of Coregonus clupeaformis (lake whitefish), 1374 nucleotides long. Its product is annotated as sclerostin domain-containing protein 1-like. NCBI's taxonomy places the organism in Eukaryota, Metazoa, Chordata, Actinopteri, Salmoniformes, Salmonidae. The transcript has 2 exons. Bases 144 to 800 code for a protein of 218 amino acids. The record is from RefSeq and is a predicted model, not a curated record. Gene Ontology annotation, biological process: negative regulation of BMP signaling pathway; negative regulation of Wnt signaling pathway. Gene Ontology annotation, molecular function: BMP binding.
CAAAACAAGACGCGGGCAGGCCAAUAUAAAUGCCCAGAAUGUAGUAUCUCUGCCGCAGACAUAUCUCUGCCGCAGACGUCAGAGGCACAGAAUCAGUUUACUGACAGGGGAUCUGCUUAUUCCUUACAUUCACAGAAGCAAACAUGCACUUGAGUGCAUGCGAGUCGUGCCACCUGGUAUUCUUGUUUUGUAUUCUUGUGAGGAGUUGCCAGGCGUUCAAGAAUGAUGCUACGGAGAUCCUAUACUCGCACGUGGAUACCCCUGUGCAGGAUGCCCCGAGCAAUGUCUCUUUAAAUCGGGCAAGAAACGGCGGGAGAGGCGCGGGAAAUACUGCUGGGAACGAUAGAGUUGAUCAGAGAAGCCAAGUUGGCUGUAGAGAGCUGAGGUCCACCAAGUACAUCUCUGAUGGCCAAUGCACAAGCAUCAACCCCAUAAAGGAGCUAGUAUGUGCUGGCGAGUGCCUCCCCGCUCAGAUGCUUCCCAACUGGAUCGGUGGUGGCUACGGCAGAAAGUUCUGGAGCCGGAGGAACAGUCAGGACUGGCGCUGCGUCAACGACAAGACGCGCACCCAACGCAUCCAGCUGCAGUGCCAAGACGGCAGCACAAGAACAUACAAAAUCACAGUGGUCACCUCAUGCAAGUGUAAGAGGUACUCCCGGAAACACAACGAGUCAAGCCAUAUGAAGCUUAAGGAGCCUACCUUAUCUCAGCCCCAGCUUCUCCACAAACACAAAGCCAAAGCCAAUAGGAGGCUAGGGAAGAUCAAGCUAAACGAGAACUGGCAUGAAGCAGAGCCCUAAGGCAGGACUGCAGAAUGCCUCAGUGACUGUGGUCUUGGAUUAUCUCUUAUUGGGACUGGCUUGUUGUGAGGAGGACCACUGAGAGUGACUUUGUAAAUGUGAAUGGCAUUGGUGGCCUUCUACAUCUGAGGACCAAUGGGCACCAUUAAGUCAUUAGCUAAUUAGAUGAAAUGAACCUAAAUGGGGUCAUCAUGACCAAUUGAACUGUCUGGAACUUUAAGAUAACUCACAUCAUUCAAGAUCUUGUAUGACAAUGUAAACCUGCACUUCACUCCAUUAUGCAAACACAGUUUUACAGCCAAUAUAAUGUAAUAAAAUAAGCUCUGCAUGAAAAGGGAUUUCCCAACACAAAAGCACCACAAAUACACAACACAAUGUAAAUAUGUGUACAUAUAUAGUAUCAUAUAGUCCUCUGAAGUAUGAUAACAUAUGUAUAAAUGUUUUCUAUAAGAUGUAUAUGAUGUAAUAUAUAUUUUGUAUUGCUAUUCAUUUGAUAAACCUUUUAUAUGCAUCACACAUAUUUGUCAUUGCUCAUGUUUCAUUGAAAAAAUAAUAAAUGUUAACACAAACUUCA